UUUAGGCUGAAACAGAUGAAGUCGUGGACCAGAAUGUCAGUGAUGUCAGUCCUUCAGCCCCGAGACUCCGGGCUCAGGGGCACGUCAACAGCUGAGGAGUCUUCUUCCCGUCGUUCCGUAGCUGAACUUGCAGGAAGGUUCAAAAGUUCAACUCCUCCAGUCAACGCUGCUAAAGAUCAAACAGAAACGCCGGUGAGACGACGACCGCCGCGUUCACUCCAACUGCCCAAAACAGAAGAUGAGGAGGAGGCUCCAGGUGUCACGUCACCACUUCCUGCCAAAACCAAGAGGAACUCUGCUCUUAUUGAGAAGCUUCAGGCCUCUCUUGCCCUCUCUCCCUCACCACAGCCCUCACCAAAGAGUCCAGGUUUCCGAUUGUUCCCCCCAGCGUUCCCUCCGACCUCCCCAGGCUCCUCCUCUGUGACCGCGGCAUCGCCGGACGACGACAGCCCUGUCCUCGCCUCCCCGUUAACUGAGGAGGAGGGGCCUGUUUCCUUUGAAGCCCCGCCCACCGUGGCAGAGGGUUCCACCCUGUCCAACAUCAACAAGAGCCGAGCUCGUCACUCCAUUCGCAGACGUCCUCCUUCGCGCCGUCACAGGAAGUCCAGCGGUGGCGAGGAGGUGUUCUCCACUAACGACGAUGCGGACCAAAGACCAGAAGAAGGAACCAAGCGGCAGGAACCAGAGGUUCUCCAGACCGAAGACCAAAAGGAGGAUUUGGUUUGUCCUGAACCAACACCGAGCUGCAGAGAAGACGAGACGAAGACGGAGUCCAGAGAAGGAGAGGGGGAGGAGGAGGACACAUCUACGUCAGUACCAGAGGAGGAGAAGAGGAGAGGAGAGGAGGUGAGAGGAGAGGAGGUCAGGUGUGGUGGAGAAACACAACAACAAGUGGACCAGACUGAAGACGAGACGAAGGAGAACGAACUGGACCAGAGUUCCACUCUUUGAGGACUGCGAUGACCACACCUGAGGGGCGGGGCUUAUAAGCAGGGCGGAGCUCUCACGUCUGACAUCAACUCCUCUCCUGAUGAUGAUGUCACAAAAUCGCGGCCUCGUGAAAAUCCUCCGUGGAGUGUGAAGACACGCACACACUUAGUUUACCUCCAGGGGGGCGUCGUCUUCUCUCUGUCUGGACGGUGGGGCGGGAGACACCUCAGGUCAAAGGUCAACACAGAGCUGUUUCUACUGCAGGUUAAAUGAAUGGAUGACAGUGACCUGGAAGAACCUCUGCUGGAACCAGAAUCAAACUGGACAGUGGUGUCUGAGGGUCUGUCCAGUCCUCUGUCCAGUCCUCUGACCAGUCCUCUGACCAGUCCUCUGUCCAGUCCUCUGUCUAGUCCACUGUCCAGUCCACUGUCCAGUCUACUGACCAGUCCAGUCUACUGUCCAGCAGGUUUUUGCCUUAAAAAAAUAAAUAUUUUUGCUAAAAUCAAUUUUUUUCUUCUGUCACUCACAUCAACAACUGAAAAUAAAAAAUGUCUCCUGU
Molecule: messenger RNA, 1489 nt
Organism: Cynoglossus semilaevis (tongue sole)
Lineage: Eukaryota; Metazoa; Chordata; Actinopteri; Pleuronectiformes; Cynoglossidae
Product: capZ-interacting protein-like
Exons: 8
Coding region: 16-951 (311 amino acids)
Source: RefSeq, a predicted model, not a curated record